Messenger RNA from Melanotaenia boesemani (Boeseman's rainbowfish), 3645 nucleotides. It is a transcript of the gene pygo2, whose product is annotated as pygopus homolog 2 (Drosophila). The transcript is spliced from 4 exons. The coding region runs from base 380 to 2161 and encodes 593 amino acids. The record is from RefSeq and is a predicted model, not a curated record. Lineage: Eukaryota; Metazoa; Chordata; Actinopteri; Atheriniformes; Melanotaeniidae.
UUGAUGAUGAGAUGUAACCUUCCUUGGUGCGCGUUGCUCCUGCUUAUCCCUCUUUGUCCGGUAGCGACAGAAGGCCAUGAUAAUUAUGGCAAAAUUUGCGUUUUUGAAUGAAUUAUAGUUGAAUGGUGGAUCAACAAGCAUACACCGUGUGAGGACUGAUUUGCUGGCAAUGACUCUCCUGAGAGUUUCAAUUUAAAGGACAGCAGAGCAAGCAACGGAGAAAGGUGUUAUGUGUUGCACCUUAGGGCCACUGUAGAAAUGACCUGAAGGCAGAUUCCAACAAGGCGGCAUAUAGCUUUCAAGACGUCGUCAUUUUUAACUUUUUUUUUUCUUGCAUAUGAACGGUGAUAUGCCACUUCACCGACAGUCAUAUUAGCUAAUGGCUGCCGAAUCGGGGAGACUACUGGCGGGACAUGGAAAACGAAAAGCUUCACAGAUGAAGAGCCCGGAGAAAAAGAAGGCAAGGAAAUCCACAACUCAGGCGGCAGGGUUCUCCCACCUCACCGAGUUUGCACCUCCUCCGACUCCCAUGGUGGAUCAUCUGGUUGCUUCCAACCCCUUUGAUGAUGACUUUGGGCCUCCAUCCAGACCUAGUGGGGCAAGUGGACCAGGUGGUGCUCCAUUUUUGCCCAGUCCAGGUGCGGGCGGAGGAGGUGGAUAUGGAGGUGGAGGCAGAAUGAGUGCAGGCAUGAACUUCAUGGGAGGUCCAGGAGGACCAGGAAGUGGUCAGCCUGGGCGCAGGCCACCGUAUGGCCCUCCAUCUAAUGCUGGUCCCCAUCACCAGCUAGGCUUUGGAGGAAUGCCUGGCUUUGGAGCUGGUAGUGGUGGUGGCAGUGGGGGAGGUGGAGGAAGUGGUGGAUUCCCUCCUGGUGGCCCCUCUCAGUUCAAUAUGCCACCAAACUUCAGUCCCCCCAUGCAUCCUGGGCCAGGAUUCAAUCCCAUGUUGUCUCCAGGGGCUAUGGGAGGUCCUGGAGGAGGAGGUGGAGGGCCACCCCACCCUCGGUUUGGCAUGCCUCCACAGCAGCAGCAUGGACAGGGUGGGCAUCCGUUCAACAGCCCUCCAUUACCCGGUGGUGGAGGCCCACGAGGACCAUUACCUCCCAUGGGAGGAGGCAUGGGUCCUGGGAUGAACAUGAUGGGUGGAAUGGGUGGUGGCCCUGGUGGCAACAUGGUAGGCGGAGGAUUGCCAGGUAUGCCCCCUCAAGGACAGUUCCCUCCCUCACAGGAUGGACCUUAUCCUGGCCCCAGUCCACCAGGGCCAGGCAACGACGAUGGAAAAAACUUUGGAGCAGGAGCACCACCCGGGCCUCCACAACAGCAGCAACAACAACAGCAGCAACAACAGCAGCAGCAACAGCAGCAGCUUAACAUAAAUCCUAAUGGCCCCCCCACUAAUAAUAACACUCCCGGCCCUCCUAACUCUGGCCAGCCACAGCCUGGGGGAGGCUUCCAUGGCCACUCUGAUGUCCAGCAGCCCAGUGCCAAUACACCAGGCCAACCUCCAUCAGCACCACCACAGCCUAAUCCCAACUCUUCUCCUCCUGGUCCACUGAAUGGAUCAGGCCAGCCCCAGCAUCCACAAUCCAGUCAGCUACAGCCUCCCAGCAACACCCCCAAUUCUAAUAACUCUAACCAGCAGCAGCAACAAUCUACUCCACCAAACUCUGCCCCUGGCUCCGCCUCUUACAACCAACAAAACAGCACUCCUGGUGCUGGCGGCCCCCUGUCAAAUGCUGCUUCCAAUUCAGGUCAGAACAACAUAACCAACAACAAUGGGGGAAACACUCCUGGCAGCAAUCCCAACCCCCCAUCCAACUCCACCUCGACUCCAAACACCCAGUCCCCUCUUCCUCCUGGCCCCGCAGCCACCUCAACUGGGCCAGGUUCCGGUCCUGGGAAACUUGGUGGCCCUGGGAUGGUCUUUCCUUGUGGCCUCUGUAUGGCUGAGGUACAUGACGACCAGGAUGCCAUCCUUUGUGAGGCAUCCUGCCAACGCUGGUUCCAUCGAGACUGCACAGGUUUAACAGAACCAGCCUAUGGGCUGCUGACUCGAGAGACUGCUGCUGUUUGGGCUUGUGACUUCUGCAUCAAGACCAAGGACAUCCAGGCUGUUUUUGUGCGCCAGGGAUUAGGCCAGCUGGUGGCAGCUAAUGAGAGUUGAGGAGUAGAGGAUAAGGAGCAGUGUUAAGGUGUGGCAAGUAUGGACAAAUAGAGACUGAUCUAACUGAAUGACCUGUGUACCAUGUCAGCUACUUGCCCAACUUUGUCUUGGCCAGCCCUUUACUUAUUCACUACACAGAGCAACACACUCAUGCUUUUAUAUAGCACUUUGAGUGACUCAAGCUAAGUACCCCUCCCCCCUCCCGUUAAUAGGAGUCAAAACAUGAUGAAUGUUAUCUACACAAUUCUUCAGAUAUCCACCUGCCAACCAGCAAAGCACUGACACCAACACACUACCUCAAACAGUUUGUGACUGACUGGCACAGAAGCUCCCGCACUGACAGACUGUGAUCGACUCGCCACACUCUUAUGUCCCACGUGCGUGGUGAUAUUACCAAAACACAAACACAAAAAUUCAUAUUAUUUGAGGAACAUGAGAAUAAAAUUGAUCAUUUUUAUUGACACAGCAAAAAUCUGUAAAUUAUUUAAUUGGGGAAAAAAUUAGUACUAGAAGAUCUGAUCUGGUUUCACACAGUUUCUUGAUUCACAGCUUAAUUUGCUACAGAAAUGCUUCAGUCCAGCACUGCCCUAUCACGUUGUUGGCCUUUUUACUGCAAGCAAGUGGAAAAAGAUGGAUAUAUAUCAGUGUAUUGAGGUAUGAAAAUGUCGGUAUCGGAUAUAAUGUAAAACAUAAAUUUGAACAAUUCUUGCACCUUCACACAUGCACAUUCUUUGACUCUGCUUAUUGUACCAUUUUGUAUCCUGAGCUGAUUAAUCCAAAGGAGAAGCAAGCUGAGAUUUCAUCCACCCCUCACAGAGACAAACUCACCUCUGAAAAGUUGUAAAUAUUGGGACAAAUCAUUUGUCUAAAACUUCCAUCGGUUGUGAACAAGCCACAAAUUCAGCCAGUGAACAGAACAAUGAGUUGAAGUUACGUGGCUUGCUUGUAUACAUGGCGUUUUGGUUUUUAUACAGUACGUUUGAGUCAAGCUUUUCUUUUUAUCUCUGCAGUACUCAUGAAUUGUGAAAUCAGUGCUUUUGGAUGGUGUUGACAUAGCAAGUUAGUGAUAUGUCAUAUCAGAUGUGCAUAGUCCUUUUAUAAAACAAAAAGAAGAAAAAAAUGGGGGAGGGGGAUGCAUGUGAACCAAUGCAGUAAUUGAUCUGUUUAUUUUCUGGUUUCUAUACUGCAGGAGACCUUGAAGUAGACCAAAUGAGUAAAGAGUUAAAAAAAAAUACCCAUUUUCACGUUUCUCUUGCAAUAUAAGGUGUUUUUUAGCUAUUCUAAUUCCUCUGUUCUUAUUUACUUUAUUCAAUGUCCGAGUUGCCUUUCUUUUCUCGCUCUCAGCUGUUUCUUUUUGUUUUGUAUUGGUAUUUUUGUGAUGUGCUCUUGUUCUGCUCUGGUGCCUCCUGGUGGAACCAGUGAGUCCCACACCAGGUGGUGAAGGGAGAGGUACUGAACUGUCAAGUAAAGACUGAUUUCCUUUU